CAGAUCUCGAAUUUCUAAUUUUUCUAUUUUAGGUCUUUCAAAAAUUGAAUGAGUAAUGAGUACUAGUAUAAAUUAAAAAUUUAAAAUCAAAAGUUAACCAAAACAAACUAAUCCGCGCGGGCUUAUCGCCGUCGACAUCGGUUUCCAGUCGCCGUGCCACCGCUGACCGCCCGCCGCCGUGCCACCGCUGACCGCCCGCCGCCCGGACAAUGAGUAACAGGGAGGUCCACUUGAGGCUCUGCAGCAGCCUAAUCCGCGAUUCACUGCGUCCAUAUGCUGUAAGUUCGACGGAAAACGCUUUUUCGUCCCACCAUUCUUCCCACCAUUCUUGCGCACACGUUUUCUUCAGAGUUUCACUCUCUAAUAGCGCUUUUUAGGAGCUUUUGCCUACUUUCUUUACCGAAAAAAAUGUGAAGGACCUGUUGAUCGCCCUGUCUCGAGUUUGCUCACAAAUCAAGCUGUGGAAGUUGGAGUUCCCAUCCGAUUCUGACUCCGAAACUGAUGUUGCCGGAGGUUCUUCUGGCGUUAUUGACUGUAGUCUUAUCCAUGGCUCGGAUACUGAUAUCCAUCCCUGUUUAUCUAAGGCCAUCAGCGUCUUGAUGGAGUUGCUGGCUAUUGAAAAUUCAUACGUACAACACUUAGUGGGUAACAUUUUGGUGGAAACUUCUAAUUUCUUAGUUGCAUCUGGAAGUAGCUGGGUUGAACUUAACCAAUUUCUUUCUCUCUUGAAUAUGUCAAUCUUUGGCUCUCUUCCAUCAAGUUCUGUUUCACCUGUCAAACUCCACCAUAAAAGUGAAAAUUGGGUAUCAAUAGCUGUCAUCAUUCAUGUUUUAAGAAGGAUAGUGAAGAAUGCAAAACAAGACGCUGAUGAUCAUUUUUUGAAGUUGUGCAUGGAGGCCACAAACUCUUUAAUAUCAAAUGUGCCAUGGGAUUUGUUACAUGAGGUUUUUGUCUGCCAAAAAAGCAAGUCUUUGGGAGACCUCAAUGCUGAUGGUUUGUUUCAAUUUCAAGAUGCAAAACCAAAACCAGCAAUUUUGUUUCUUGGAAGUUUCAUUCAGUUGUUGUGUUCAUUGGCUGAUAUGAUAAGUCUUCCACUAGAAGCCGUUUCUGAUGAUUUGCAUAAGCACACAAUUAUUAGUGAGAUGAGAAGCAUCCUUCCUAGGCUCCUGAAUUUGUGCUAUGGGAAUUUUCAGGACUUUGGAAGUAUUUAUAUCUCUAAAUAUUACAAGCACAAGUUUCUGAUACUAAUGAUCAGGCUCAGUUCUGGAGUCCAGUUGGAUGGUUCUGUUCUUCUUUCAUGGCUGAAUCUCAUCCACCUUUACUUUCAAGAUCUCUUAUGCCUACCAAUAGCAGGAGUGGAGUCUGAUUUAGAUAAAUGUCUUGAUGGCUCACCAUUUCGGGAAAAUACUUCUGAUGCAGAAAAAGAAAACAUGUCAUCCAGACAUUUGCAAAGGCUGGCUAUUUUUCUUUUUCUAAGAUGUUCCUUUCGCAUGAUCAAUAUGGAGGGAAGUGGACAAAACCAUGCAUCUACUGGCCACGAUUGUCACUCUGCUGUUAGUCUGAAAUCAGAUAUAAGCAAAGGUUUGAAAGAGAUUCAUGAGUGGCUCCAACUUGUUUCUAAAGAUGAUGCUUUUUUGAACCACAAGAAAUGUGCUGAAUCUAUUUUAAGCUUUCAGUUGUGCUUCCUUCAGCUUUACAUGCAUGAGGAUGAUAUUUUGUUUCAGAUGCUCCUGCAACUGCUUUGUAUUUCUCCUUUCUCUGAGGAAUGGUUUGUUAAAGAAGGAAUGCCAUCAGCAGAUGUUAAAAGGGCUUCCAUUGUUUCAGACCUUUUCAACCCUGUAUAUUUAUUUCACCAUUUUCUAGCAGAGAUUCGCUAUGAUCAUCAAGUGCUUCUGGAUUAUCUCAUCUCAAAAGAUACAGGAGCUAGUUCGGCUGAAUAUCUCUUAAGGUGCUUGCGCAUGGUAUUUCAGUCUUGGAGCUUAUUUCAAACCUUCCCAUGGAGCUCAAAAAAAGAAAUUCAAUUAUGUCAAAAGAGAAGAAAAACAUCUGUAGAUCGUCUGAGUUUUUCAGGAGAGUUGUCCACAUCAGUGACAGAUGGGAUUUGUUUGCCAUAUGAACAAGAUCACCAGAGGGGAGGAAAACAUUAUAGUGUCGUUGCCAACAGAACAGAGAGAGUUUCUUUUGAGUGUGCUAGUAAUUGUUUAUUGGAACUGAAAGCAUCUAUUGAAAGCCUUCAUCAAAAGAAUCUUUUUCCAUAUAACCCACAAGUGUUGCUACAGCGAUUGUCAAGAUUUCAGGAGCUCUACCAAAAG
This is a messenger RNA of Cuscuta europaea, 2312 nucleotides long. The record is from the annotation of a GenBank genome assembly. NCBI's taxonomy places the organism in Eukaryota, Viridiplantae, Streptophyta, Magnoliopsida, Solanales, Convolvulaceae.